This is a messenger RNA of Chanos chanos (milkfish), 2177 nucleotides long. Its product is annotated as WD repeat-containing protein 5-like. Gene Ontology annotation, cellular component: Set1C/COMPASS complex. The record is from RefSeq and is a predicted model, not a curated record. Lineage: Eukaryota; Metazoa; Chordata; Actinopteri; Gonorynchiformes; Chanidae. Bases 79 to 1083 code for a protein of 334 amino acids. Gene Ontology annotation, molecular function: histone binding. The transcript has 14 exons.
UUGACAAGUUCUUUUAAUGCUAGCCAACAGACGCGUGACAGUAGCUUAUUGUCAUUUUGAUGAACAGAUGUUGCAAUAAUGGCAGCGGAGGAGAAGAAAUCAGAAACGGGAGCAGUUAAAAUACAUUCAACUCCCUCUUCCUCUGCAAGUGGGACAAAGACGGCACCCGCAAAACCAAACUACUCCCUGAAGUUUACUCUAGCUGGUCAUACAAAAGCUAUAUCCUCUGUCAAAUUCAGUCCUAACGGAGAAUGGUUGGCCAGUUCUUCGGCCGAUAAACUCAUCAAAAUAUGGGGAGCUUACGAUGGGAAGUUUGAGAAAAGUCUUGCUGGACACAAACUGGGAAUAUCUGAUGUUGCCUGGUCCACUGACUCUAAUCUUUUAGUAUCUGCAUCUGAUGAUAAAACCCUGAAGAUCUGGGACAUGAAUUCAGGAAAAUGUCUGAAAACUCUGAAAGGCCACAGUAACUACGUGUUCUGCUGUAACUUCAACCCUCAGUCCAACCUGGUCGUGUCUGGAUCGUUUGAUGAAAGUGUGCGGAUAUGGGAUGUGAAAACUGGGAAGUGUUUGAAAACCCUGCCAGCCCACUCUGACCCAGUAUCUGCCGUUCAUUUUAACAGAGAUGGUUCUUUGAUAGUCUCUAGCAGUUAUGAUGGUCUCUGCCGUAUGUGGGACACAGCCUCCGGACAGUGCCUGAAAACUCUGAUCGAUGACGAUAACCCACCUGUGUCUUUUGUGAAAUUUUCUCCAAACGGGAAAUACAUCCUGGCCGCAACGCUUGACAACACGUUGAAACUUUGGGACUACAGCAAGGGAAAAUGCCUGAAAACAUACACCGGCCAUAAGAAUGAGAAGUACUGCAUUUUCGCCAAUUUCUCCGUCACUGGUGGCAAGUGGAUCGUGUCGGGCUCUGAAGAUAACAUGGUGUACAUCUGGAACCUGCAGACAAAGGAAAUCGUACAGAAACUCCAGGGUCACACAGAUGUGGUCAUCUCCACCGCUUGUCAUCCCACCGAGAACAUCAUAGCAUCCGCAGCUCUAGAAAACGACAAAACCAUCAAACUGUGGAAGAGCGACUGCUGAGGAGGAACAGAGGUCGGACGCGUUCGCUCGUCGUCAGUUUGGUCGGACGGGGAAUGACACUACGUCAACGGGAAACGAUGCGGCGCGGUUUUCAGUUAUUUCAUUUUAGUCGAUUAAUUCAGUUGAUUUCAGUUAUGAUGGAUCUGAACCCAGUUGGCCGUUUUGAACAAGAUCGUAAGAUUGGACAGUGAGGAGGACUGUUAGGUUGUAUUGCACAUGUCUGAGGUGUGUGUGUGUGUGUGUGUGUGUGUUGAGAACGUGGGUAACAUGCAGUAAUAUUUGAGAGAUGGGCUGGCCUAUUCUACUCAGAAAACGAAUUAUCCUCAUUCCUAAUCCCUUAACAUCUGGAAAAAAUAAUUUAUUCCUGUUUAACAAGCAGCAUAUUUCUUAAAUGAUGUGUGAAUAUUAUUUGUGUGUGUGUGUGUGUAUUUUGUUGUCUAAUCAGUUUACUGUUUAGUUAGAGAAAAGAAACCCAGGUGAACAGAGAGAUGUACCAAUACAAAGUCUACUUGCUUUCCAUGGGGCCUUGUUUAAAAGGUUGUCUAGGAACUGAUUAGCUUUACAUGUUGGAGUCGAUGCGACAAUCAGUCCAUGUUGAUUUGUUUCCGAUAUGUUUUUGCAUACUUACUUUGUUUCGGUGAUGGAGCUGGUUAAACUUUUAAGCUUUUUUCUGUCAAAUAAUUUUCUGUAUUUCUUGUUUGCUACUUUAAUGACUUACUCUUGGAAAAAAAAAUUACACUGAAAUAUUGAGCCCUUUUACCUUCUGGAUCAGAAAUGGUAUUUCUGUUUUGUCGUAUGGAUUCAAAUAUCCAGCCAUUGUGCUUUGAAAAAAUACACAGUUUUUCAUUUAUUGAUGAUUUUUGUGGCUCCUGUAGUUGAAACCGAAGCAGAAAUGCCAUCUGAUGUUUUGUACAUUGCGAGACAGAGCGCGGCCUUACCGCAGUGAGAAAACAGUCUUCUUGUCUUCACAGUGGUCUACUGCAUUUGAUCCUGCACUGAAAACCAGUUAGUUUUGUUGCUGUUAGUCGUGUGGUUAUUAUUACAAUACGUCAAGACUAAUGAAAUGACUCCCUUUUGACUCCUUCUUAAAUCAU